AAUUCGAAACUAUUUUACAAUCCAUUUUAAUUAAACAUGACGACGACGACAAACACAUCAAUAGCUUCGAAAAAGAGUUUAGAAACAUUUUUAGCAAUUUACCUAUUCAGGCAUCACUUUCCUCACUCCAACUUGCAUUUCAAAGCUUCGAAAAAACGCAACAAGUGGAAGUUCAUUCGCGUUUAAAAAAUCUUUAUACCCUAUAUUCGAGCAACAUAAAAAAGACUCUAAUGUGCAAAGCAGAGCAAAAAGAUGCAUUUCUUGAAAUGUUUGUUACAACUUGGAAACAUUUUACCGAAAAAAUGGAAUUGAUUAGUCGUAGCUUUCAGUACUUGGAUCCUGUUUUUCAAAUGCUGGGAAAAGAGUCAAUCUGGAGGUUGGGAUCAUGUGAAUUUAGAAAGCAAGUGUUGUGUAGUCAAGAAAUAAAUAAGAAGAAUCUUUUAGGAAUAUUAGAAUCGAUUGAAAAACAGCGAGAGGGGGAAGUAAGAAAUGGUGUAGCAUUGCGUGAAACACUCCAAAUCUAUAUUAAUGAUGUUUAUAUUUGUAAUCUGAAUGUAUAUGAAUAUUUGCAGUAUGUUAAAGAACGUAUUAAAUAUGAAGAGGAUUAUAUUUCUGCAUAUUUACAUUCAAGAACUAAGGAAUCUUUGAUGAAACAUGUGGAAUUAAAAUUAAUCAAACGUCACGCCAAAUUAAUUUGGGAAAACAUUGAAUCAACUUUCUUCGAUAUUAUGAGUAAUCCGUGCGAAAAGCGUGGUCGUGUAUUAACAUUGUUAUAUCUUUACCUGGUUAAAAUUGACGGUGUUGAACUAUUACAAUUAUUUAUAGACCCUAUUAUUGAGCGUUGUUACUCGAAUAGUCCUUGGAUCGUCGUUGGUGUCGUGUUGAGUCUUCGUUACUGGAAUCGCGGUGUUGAAGUCGUGCCGUUCUUAGAUCGUCUGGAAUGGAGUCGCGUUACUGGAGUGCCGUUAGUGGAAUGGAGUCGCGUUACUGGAGUGCCAUUAGUGGAUUGGAGUCACAUUACUAGAGUCGUUGUUAGUGGAAAUAAGUCGCGUUUAUUGUUUUCCGCUGUGCUAGUCGUCGUUCAUGGAACCGUUGUUUCUGGUGUUUCGCUUGUUGAUCUUUGUUGGUCUGAUUCGUCGAUUUGUGGUGUUGGUAUCCGUGACAUCUUUUAG
Dentiscutata erythropus is the source of this 1172-nucleotide messenger RNA. The record is from the annotation of a GenBank genome assembly. Lineage: Eukaryota; Fungi; Glomeromycota; Glomeromycetes; Diversisporales; Gigasporaceae.